This is a messenger RNA of Paramecium tetraurelia, 1785 nucleotides long. RefSeq lists its product as uncharacterized. Gene Ontology annotation, cellular component: nucleoplasm; ASAP complex; cytoplasm. Gene Ontology annotation, biological process: mRNA splicing, via spliceosome. The transcript is spliced from 8 exons. Gene Ontology annotation, molecular function: RNA binding. Lineage: Eukaryota; Ciliophora; Oligohymenophorea; Peniculida; Parameciidae. The record is from RefSeq and is a predicted model, not a curated record.
AUGCUCAAUAAUUCUUUAGUUUCUCAUCAAUUUCAAAAUCCACUCAUAUAGUAUCCCUUACCUGUUCCAAACCCUACUUAAGCUAUUUCUGCUAGACAAAAAAUCCAUGUCGCCAACUUACCUUUAAAUGUCACAACCUAAUAAUUGCAAUAAACCUUUUAAACUUAUGGAAACAUUUUAGACAUCAGGAUCAUCAGAAAAACACCUACAGGAUUACCUUUACAUAUUUCAUGUUAUGCUUUUAUUGCUUUUGCUGAUAAUGAUGCGGCUGAUAAGGCAAUUCAAGAUGGUAGAAUCGGGGAUUGGACUGUGAAGCCUUAAAUCGAUAAACAAGCUUUUACUAAAUGCAAGUCUAGAUCUCGAUCCAGAUCUUAGGAGAAAAACAAACAAGUAUUAACUAAUGGACCCAUUACUCCUUUGGAGCCAUCUCCAAGAAUAUAAACUCAACUUUUUGUUAGAGAAUUGUUUGUUAGUGGAAUAUCCAAGAAUUAUGAUGAAUUGAAGAUUCGCUAGAUUUUUUCAUAAUUUGGCCCUAUAGAGAGGGUUGAUCUGUAUCCUAAUAAGCAUAAUAUAUUUAACAGUUAUAUAAAAUUUUUUACUAUAGAUUAAGCUAUUUCUGCCUAUGAAGAAAUGGAUAGUAUUUAAUAAUAAUUUUCUACUUAAAUAAAAAUUUAUUUUUCUGACCCUAUAAAAAGACACAAUAUUGUUGGCAAUAAUUUAUCAAAUGAGUAACAUUCUAAACUUUCAUCACUAUUAUUUAUAUUUUUUCCUCCUAAUUUAAAUAAAAAAGUUGAUCAUGCGUUUUUGUUUGAAAUAUGCCAGAAUCAUUAAUGCCAACCUCUCCAAUGGAAUCACAUUCAACAAGAUCCAAAUUAUAAAUCAUACACUCUUCUAUAAUUCAGGGACACAAAACAAGCAAUCCAGAUAAGAAACUACCUACAAUAGCAUUUAGUAGACCUCUUAGGCGAUUCAAAGUGCGAAGUGGGAAUAGUCUCACUUCCAACGAAGCUCAUCUAAUAACAACAACAACAACCACCACAACAAUAUCAACCAAUCCAAAUGAUCCCAUAACAACCACUACCAAAUAAUAUGAUGAUGAUACCCCAAGUCACAUAACCCUUUUAGUGUAACUAUUAGCCACUCUUCAUCCCUUAAUAAGUCAUGUUCCAGUAGCCAAAAUAGUAGCAAUUCAUGAUGCCUAAACAAGAUCGAAGGAUGUAUCAUCAAUUCGUAGAUCCAACAUAAUUUAAUCUUCCCUAAUAAAUUCAACCUCAAGAUUAAGAUAUGAAAAUCAAACUGAAUACCAAUCUUAAUGGAAACCAAGAGAUUCUGGAUGGGUUUUUAAACUUCGACACUAAUCCACAAUAAUAGUAGCGAUAAGAUUGGGAUACAUUUUGGAGUGGAUUUAUGUUUAGAAGCAAGAGUCAUAAGGUUGGAGUGGAUGCCAAAUGUUAAGAAUCAGAAGCUCCCAUAACUAUGUCUCCAUAAAUAUAAGUGAAUUAUAAGGGAAACUUUACUGAUGCCAAGAAGUUAGCCAACGAGGCUUUCAAAUUCAUUCUCUGUCCUUCCGAUGCCACUUAGAAUACCGUGUUUUAGGAAUACAUAGAUUAUUUUUCAGAAAAGAAUAAGAUUGGGGUUGCAUAUGUAGGAAAUAGCCACCUCUAUUUACUCCCACCAAAUGAAAUCACAAACUCCAUCUUGCCAAUACAAGGAUUAGAAAUAUUAGCGCUGUACAUUGAAGAUAAGAAAAAAUUCAUCAAUUCCAAUUAAGAUCAUGUGUUAUGA